AGAAAUCCGCUCCCUCUUACCAGGGCCCGCGUCCGCUGGUCCGCCAGGCCCCGCCUUUUUUACGGCCCCCGUUGUGCUGCUGGACCCGACGAGCAGGGUCGACGGUGAACCCCACGUAGACGCGACCCCGGUGCCGAGGGUUCAGGCAGUAGAGCAGGUAGACGCCGAAGAAGCGCCCGGGCCUCGCCGCGUCCCCCGCAGGGCCCAUCGGGACUUGUGGGUUGAUUGCUGCGACCUGUGACCUCAGGGAGGGCUGAAUUGCCAGGGCCGCAAGAUGCUUGUCUCGGAAAAAGCGUUUGGGGGCGAUCCCGAGGUACCCUAGAGGCCGCAGCAAAUGCAGGUUCGCGCACCCUCUCCUGGCUGAAGUAGGGUGUCCAAAUCGGCCCAGAGAACCCAGGCUGCGAUGCAGGCGGCGGACACCUAUUAGCGCCCGAAUCCGUCCUUGUGCAGAUUCUGAUUGGCUGGCGGAUGGUAAGCGCGGAAACCCAGGACAGUUGGAAAGCUGGGCUUGCGUGAGGGCGGAAGUGCCGGGUUUACGGACGCCUUAGGGCGGAAGUAGAGGCCUCAGCGGAAGUGGCGUCAGUAAGGGCGGAAGCAGUGUGGCUGGGGUCGGCGCUGGGGUUCCAUCCCGGCUGGGCUGCCGCCCCUUCUGGGCUGCCGCAAUGGAACUCAGCGCCGAGUACCUCCGGGAGAAGCUGCAGCGGGACCUGGAGGCAGAGCAUGUGGAAGUCGAGGACACCACUCCCAACCGUUGCGCGUCCAGCUUCCGAGUCCUGGUGGUGUCGGCCAAGUUCGAGGGGAAGCCACUGCUUCAGAGACACCGGCUGGUGAACACGUGCCUAGCGGAAGAGCUUCUGCACAUUCAUGCCUUUGAGCAGAAAACCCUGACCCCAGAGCAGUGGGCCCGUGAGCAGCAGAAAUAAGAGACCAAGGCCUGCACAGCCAUUAAAUUAUGAAUCAGGGCCA
Odobenus rosmarus divergens (Pacific walrus) is the source of this 966-nucleotide messenger RNA. RefSeq names its product bolA homolog 2B (E. coli) (gene BOLA2B). Gene Ontology annotation, molecular function: 2 iron, 2 sulfur cluster binding. The record is from RefSeq and is a predicted model, not a curated record. Gene Ontology annotation, biological process: intracellular iron ion homeostasis. Gene Ontology annotation, cellular component: nucleus; cytosol. The transcript has 3 exons. Bases 663 to 923 code for a protein of 86 amino acids. Lineage: Eukaryota; Metazoa; Chordata; Mammalia; Carnivora; Odobenidae.